AGGAUCAGCGCGUGCAGAUGUAUCGCACCGUCCAGACUCCACUCCCUCCGAGUGUACAUGAUCGCAUCAGCAACCGCUCGAGCCACUUGCAGCGCGCAAGCCCAACUCCAGCCCCUCAAGGGUCAGCCGGAUUCAAGCGAUUGUUCAAACUGACGAAGACCGCAGAACAGGACCUUGACGAUCACGGGCGGCGACACUACGACGGCUCUGGCUAUGAACGCGACCCACCAAGGCGAUUGCGACGCAACUCACAGGAUGAGCGACACGAAGCACCACGCGGGUCACCGCACGAAACGCGAGACACCAGGCACCGACGCGCCGCUGGUGGCGAUCCUGAUCCAAGCGAUUCAAGCAGCGACGAAGAGAGCGACUCUACUGCCCGCAGACAUCAACCUCCGCAACGCCGUCGCGCGCGAUCGCGGGAGCCCCGCAAGGUCUCAAGAUGGACGUUGUACCGACAUGGGACGGCGAUACCGCCACGCUUGCGCGAUGGAUCAUUCGCGUUAACUCCAUAGCUAAGAAGUCGGCCACUAUCCGUCAGCAACUAGGUAUGGUAGUACCUCAAAGGUUGACAGGCGACGCUGAGAUAUGGUACUUUUCCCUCCCAGAGCAUGUACGUGAAGCGUGCGAACAGGACUGGGAAUAUAUCCGCAAUCAGAUCGGCGACUACUUCAUGAACAGGUCGUGGAUGGAGAAGACCAGGAAGCAAGCCCUCGCCAUACGAUACAGGGACAGUGCGUGCCCACGCGAACUCCCGAGUCAGUAUUUCAUCCGUAAGCGUGAAUUGCUCGAACUUGCAUACGAGAAUUCCGAAAGCGAGCUCAUUUCCGACAUCAUGGCAGGCGCCCCGCGAGUUUGGAACACGAUUCUCACCCCCCGCAUCUAUCGAACUACUUCGGAGCUCCAGCAAGCCAUUAAGCUACACGAAGAUGAUCUACUCGAGAUGGAGAACCUCCUCCCUGAACGUCCGGCUUGA
Messenger RNA from Trametes versicolor FP-101664 SS1, 976 nucleotides. RefSeq lists its product as uncharacterized. Bases 443 to 976 code for a protein of 177 amino acids. The record is from RefSeq and is a predicted model, not a curated record. NCBI's taxonomy places the organism in Eukaryota, Fungi, Basidiomycota, Agaricomycetes, Polyporales, Polyporaceae. The transcript has 2 exons.